This is a messenger RNA of Paramuricea clavata, 210 nucleotides long. Lineage: Eukaryota; Metazoa; Cnidaria; Anthozoa; Malacalcyonacea; Plexauridae. The record is from the annotation of a GenBank genome assembly.
AUGAAAAUAUGGAGAAAAAAACUAGCCAUCCGUAGUCUUCGUUGUGGAAUUGGAAGCAUAGACUACAUAGAUACAUUAUUAAUAAUAGAAGAUGAUCUUGAUGAAGCUGAUAGAAGUGAAAGGGUGGGUGAGUUUGGAGAAUCAUCAUCAGAAUGUCCAAGCAAUGUCCAUCAAAUGCAAUUUAAGAUAUACAAGGCUCUAGCAGUAUGA